This is a messenger RNA of Numida meleagris (helmeted guineafowl), 3217 nucleotides long. RefSeq names its product bradykinin receptor B2 (gene BDKRB2). NCBI's taxonomy places the organism in Eukaryota, Metazoa, Chordata, Aves, Galliformes, Numididae. The record is from RefSeq and is a predicted model, not a curated record. Gene Ontology annotation, molecular function: bradykinin receptor activity. The transcript has 3 exons. Gene Ontology annotation, biological process: vasoconstriction; immune response; neutrophil chemotaxis. Gene Ontology annotation, cellular component: membrane. Bases 156 to 1388 code for a protein of 410 amino acids.
UCAGAAGUUACACUCAUUCAUACAACAGAAGGAGCGUGGCUGCUCACUGAGAAAAUUGCACUCACUUGUUUGUACCUCCUCAGUAGUGAAUUUGCAGCCAAGUGUGAAGAGCACGAACACAGAGAGAAAAGAUAAGUGUACCGAAGUUAAUAAAGAUGUUGGAUAGCCAAAGCAGAGACAUCUCCAGAACACUUCUGUCAGGUUUUCCACUGCACCCUGUACAUGCUAGAACAAGAUUAAAAAUGGUUACCAUCACAACUGAAAAUGUUACACAACUUUACAAUGUUAUGGCCACACAGGAGUUCACAAUCAGUCCAGCAGAUUUCCACAAUAAUUCAAGAGAGCAUCAGAUGAAUGAAUACAAAUGUAUUAAUCCAGAUGCAUGGAAAUGGCUACAGACUUUUCAGCCUGGAUUCCUUUGGAUUAUAUUUAUUUUGGGAACAGUAGAAAAUGCCUUUGUCCUUAUUGUCCUGUGCUUCCACAAGAGUCGCUGCUCAGUGGCUGAAAUUUACCUCGCAAAUAUGGCAUUUGCUGAUCUAAUGUUAGUCUGUUCUGUACCUUUCUGGGCCGUUAAUAUUUCUAACGAUUUUCAGUGGCCUUUUGGCCUGUUCCUCUGUAAAGCUGUCAAUACAAUCAGCUACAUGAAUUCUUAUUCCAGCAUUUAUUUUCUGACAUUAGUGAGCAUCGACCGCUAUCUAGCCUUGGUAAAAACCAUGUCUCUGGGACGGAUGCGGCGAACAGCCUGUGCCAAGUGGAAUAGCUUUAUAAUCUGGAUGUGUGCAUUGUUCAUAUGCUCACCUACAAUGCUGUUCAGAAACUUACAGUAUUUCAAAGAGUACAACAUCACAGCCUGCUCUCUUGUUUAUCCAGCACCCUACUGGCACCCUGUAAACAACUGCCUGCUGAAUACCGUGGGCUUCAUGAUCCCACUCUGUAUAAUUACCUAUUGCACUACUCAGAUCACCAAGGCCUUACGAAGUAACGAGCUACAAAAACUAAAGUUAAUCCAGACAGAGAGGAAAGCUACCUUGCUGGUCCUUGCUGUGCUCUUGCUGUUUGUCACUUGCUGGCUUCCAUUCCAGAUCAGCACACUCAUUGACACAGUCUGCUACCUAGCAGGGAAUUUGGAAUGCCUUGAAGACAUCAAUGACAUUGUGACCCAGAUAGCAAUCUACUGCGCCUUUAGCAACAGUUGCUUGAACCCAGUCCUGUACGUUAUUGUUGGUAAGCACUUCCAGAAGAAGGCAGUGGAAUUCUACAAGGACUUGAUCCCACAAAGGUGCAGAAAGUCACAGUCUGUGAAGACAGAGAACUCUCUGGACACUUUAAGAACUUCCAUUUCAAGUGAAUAUCUAAGGAAAAAGUCUGCUUUGCCAUUAUCACAAUAGCACAAUUUGUUCAUAAUGGAAAAAAAAAACAACAAAUACUUUUAACGUAUCAGUCACCUCUAAUAUCCAUCUGCUAUGGGCCAGCAGAAUGAACAUGUAGCAGCACUCAUCACUUGUCAGAAACCGAUGGUUUGAUCUUAAUGCAAACUCAAUACAGAUAAUUGCUUCUAAUAUUACUGGACUUUUUUUUUUUCCAAUUGAAUCAUUCUUUGUAGCAUAUUUACAUUUUCAUGGCUGAAUUAUAUUUUUUGUGUGUAUCAAUUGAAAUGUUUGUAUUUCUGUGGAAUAUAAGUGUCAGAAUGCACAUACAGUUCACUGAAUAGAGUCUCAGUCUAGAAGCUAUUGUUAGGGUCAUGCAACUACUAAUGGUACCUAUACCCUUUGAUAGAGUACAUUUUUUGAUAGGAUGGACUUGUACUUAUGUAAGUUUAAAUGAAUCCAGCAGGACUAUUAUUGAAAUGGAUUUUCAAAUACGGCCAUCUUCUGGGCUUUUCUUUUCUCUGCUCCAAAGUUAUUUACUCAAUUUACAAGAUGUGCCUUCUUGCAAGUUCUCUGACUGCUUGGUGCAGAUUUACAUUUGCCCCUAUGUAUGGAACAUGGUUCGGAAAAGGUAGAACAGUGAAGAAAUGAAGGCUGCAGCCAGCCUCAUGAAGGCAGUGGAGUUUUCUUUGUAGCAGGAGGCUCUUUACUCCUACAACUAAGUAAAACAUUCACUAUAGAGAGCUCCUUUAGAGUUAAUGUUAUUUACAUUCAUACCUAUCCAUCAGCUUAGAAACUUGUUUUUGAAUAUUCACAAAGCAUAAUUAAUAUUUGCAAUAUUAUUUAAUGGAAACAUAAAUGCUCAGCACAACUGGCACAAUCUCACAAGAAGAAGAAAUAAAUAUAGAGGAGAGCAUCACCUCACUGCCUUAGAAAGAUGACUGAAGCUAAUAGGGGUCGUGAAUGCUAGGAGUACUCAAAAAAAGGCAUUUUCAGACUCUACUGCUACCUAAAUUUUAUUUAUACAGUUAGUCUGACUGAUUCAAAUACAAGAUAACAAUUCCUAAAUUAGACUGGAUUUAAAAAUGAAAGAACUUUACACAAAAAAAGCUCAGUGUUCUGAAUAGCAAGUAUGCACUUUUACUUCUGGGAACCUCGAUCUAAAACCAAGCUGGAGAGGAUCUAAAAGCUUCUGAAAUUAACAGAGCCUUUCUGUUCCUUUCAAAGGACUUAAAGUUGGAGCCUUAAAACUCCCAAGAAAUAGAGUUUUGAGACAUCAGGAAACUCAAAUUGCUAACGUGUGGCCUUUAUUCAGAACAGCUAGACUGGAGUAAUUUCAUGAAUUCCAUGAGUGGAAUGAAGUUCCAUUCAAGCUAGGGAAUCUGUAUUCAACCUUCAAGUAACUAAACUAAAGAAAUGCUCUAGAAGUUUGUGACUGUGCUAUAAAAGCUAUAGGAUUUAGAUGGCUGCAGAUAAUUUAUAAACAAUUUCUAUAGGUUUCAUUUAAUCACAUGUUAUAAUUAUAUGUCAUAACUAUUUCUACUGUUUGUUCUAUAUAUGGUCCAAGAUGUCCGUGAUGAAACACUGCAAGUCUUUCUGUUAUCUCCAGUGUUACCAACAUUGUCUUGUCCAGGAGCAUGUUGUUCACACAGCCUUUAAGUGAAACCAUACAGAGGUCAUGGGCAUAAUGGAAGAGAAUUUUGAGUAUUUGGUACUGAGAAGUAAAAUAUGAUAAUGUUAUGACGUGUAAAGAAUAUGACAUUAAUUUAAAGUAUGUAAAUAAAUAGGUGUGUUAUUUUGCUAUACAGUAAAAAUGCACAAUAGAAAAUAAACUACCUUAACACAUGAAA